This is a messenger RNA of Dovyalis caffra, 309 nucleotides long. Lineage: Eukaryota; Viridiplantae; Streptophyta; Magnoliopsida; Malpighiales; Salicaceae. The record is from the annotation of a GenBank genome assembly.
AUGGAGGAGAAACGAGUGUUCAAAGGAAGGAAAAGAUCCUUGAGCAAUGGAGCAGCUAGAGAGUCAUCAAAAGGCACUUCCAAUUCGAAUACGGCAAUGAUAGAGAGUGACAGAAUAGAGUUGCUAAGAAAUUGUCCUGAAGGGCUCACAGACCAAGAGUCAAGUCCGUAUAAUAAUUCUUUGAUAAAGAGGAAGACAUUCUUGAACAAAGACAUAGUUUGGGAGUCAUCAAUCGGCACUUCGGAUUCCGAAACACCAAUAAUAGAGAGGGAUAAAACAGAGCUGCUUAAAAAUUGUCCUGCUGGCUGA